AUGUCUUGGCACCACUGCGUUCUCAUAUUUGGGCUGACUGCGGCCGCUGCCGAGCAAGGAUGCGCCAGCCCCACAUCUUCCGCAAGCUCCGCCUUGCUGCAAAGGACGCGGAAAGCUGCUCUCAAGGUAGCCACGCCGCGGUUCCACUACGAUGCGAAGCAGAUGUGGAACCUGGAUUCCGAGAAUGCUUUGUGGAAACAGACUUUCAACACUUCCUCGAACCGCUGCCGGCUGCGGAUUCAAAAUGCAUCUGGGGUGGAAGAGGAGUCGGAGCUCAGCAUCGGCUCAUGUCUCAGGGCCUGGAAGCCGGCGCAGAAGUUCCGAUUAGACCUUGCCUUACCAGCUUCUGGAAACCGCACGUCUCCAGGAAAGAAUCCAUCCCUCCUUCCGCUGCCGGCCAAGUUAGCUUCGUCAUUCCCGGAUGGAAAGUGGCUUGCUGUGGGACGAGCUGGUUGGAUGCGCUGCCCUGGCAUGGAGGACUAUCCCAUGGGAGACCUUCGGUACAUGCGCAAUACUUACUGCACAG
Symbiodinium pilosum is the source of this 526-nucleotide messenger RNA. NCBI's taxonomy places the organism in Eukaryota, Dinophyceae, Suessiales, Symbiodiniaceae. The record is from the annotation of a GenBank genome assembly.